AUGAAAACCUCACGCAAAGUACGAGACGGCUAUACCAUACAAGCCAUAGACGGCUAUACCAUACAAGCCAUAGACGGCUAUUCCAUAGAAGCCAUAGACGGCUAUUCCAUAGAAGCCAUAGACGGCUAUACCAUAGAAGCCAUAGACGGCUAUACCAUAGAAGCCAUGGACGGCUAUACCAUAGAAGCCAUAGACGGCUAUACCAUAGAAUCCAUAGACGGCUAUACCAUAGAAGCCAUGGACGGCUAUACCAUAGAAGCCAUAGACGGCUAUACCAUAGAAGCCAUAGAUGGCUAUACCAUAGAAGCCAUGGACGGCUAUACCAUAGAAGCCAUAGACGGCUAUACCAUAGAAGCCAUAGACGGCUAUACCAGAGAAGCCAUAGACGGCUAUAUCAUAGAAGCCAUAGACGGCUAUACCAUAGAAGCCAUAGACGGCUAUAUCAUAGAAGCCAUAUAUGGCUAUACCAUACAAGCCAUAGACGGCUAUACCAUACAAGCCAUAGACGGCUAUACCAUACAAGCCAUAGACGACGGCUAUACCAUAGAAGUCAUAGACGGCUAUACCAUAGAAGCCAUAGACGGCUAUAUCAUAGAAGCCAUAGACGGCUAUAUCAUAGAAGCCAUAGACGGCUAUACCAUAGAAGCCAUAGACGGCUAUACCAUAGAAGCCAUAGACGGCUAUAUCAUAGAAGCCAUAGACGGCUAUACCAUAGAAGCCAUAGACGGCUAUACCAUAGAAGCCACAGACGGCUAUAUCAUAGAAGCCAUAGACGGCUAUACCAUAGAAGCCAUAGACGGCUAUAUCAUGGAAGCCAUAGACGGCUAUAUCAUAGAAGCCAUAGACGGCUAUACCAUACAAGCCAUAGACGGCUAUGUCAUAGAAGCCAUAGAUGGCUAUACCAUAGAAGCCAUAGACGGCUAUAUCAUAGAAGCCAUAUAUGGCUAUACCAUAGAAGCCAUAGACGGCUAUAUCAUAGAAGCCAUAGACGGCUAUACCAUACAAGCCAUAGACGGCUAUACCAUAGAAGCCAUAGACGGCUAUAUCAUAGAAGCCAUAGACGGCUAUACCAUAGAAGCCAUAGACGGCUAUACCAUAGAAGCCAUAGACGGCUAUUCCAUAGAAGCCAUAGACGGCUAUACCAUAGAAGCCAUAGACGGCUAUACCAUAGACACCAUAGACGGCUAUACCAUAGAAGCCAUAGACGGUUAUACCAUACAAGCCAUAGACGGCUAUACCAUAUAA
Saccoglossus kowalevskii is the source of this 1245-nucleotide messenger RNA. RefSeq names its product A-kinase anchor protein 5-like. Lineage: Eukaryota; Metazoa; Hemichordata; Enteropneusta; Harrimaniidae. The record is from RefSeq and is a predicted model, not a curated record.